UAGAUAUAGAAAUCGGGGAUAUUGACGUUUUAAUUAUUGGCAUAAACUGUUCAGGUAUAAAAUCUAUAUUUAUCUACCAAAAAGGAAGUUAUAGUAUACAGUAUAUUUGGAAAUGUUCCAUCCUUUGUGACUAACUUUGAAAACAUCAGUUUGUUUGAAUACAUUGUACAAAAUGGAUGCACAAAAUAUAAUUGGUAAAAACUGUGGUGAAUUUACUGUAGAGAAACAUAUUGGGAAAGGCACGUUCGGACAAGUGUAUCUAGUUACCAGAACUGAUCAGAUCCCAUCAAGGACAGGGUCAUUUCAGCCCACAAACUAUGCUAUGAAAGUAAUCAAUUUAAGCAGAGCUAACAGACGAGAGCAAGAACUUUUAGACCGAGAAACUCAAAUACUGUCUGACCUCAAACGGUUCAAACAUGAGAACAUAGUUCAUUACGUAGAGUGCUUUCGCCAAGGAGAUAGUGCUUACAUAAUUAUGGAGUAUUGUGAGCGUGGUACUUUAUAUGAGUAUAUCCGACAAAACAAAGUCGUUUCAGAAUAUAUGUUUGUAGAAUUUGUCAGACAGAUGGCAUCUGGAUUAGAAUUUCUACACAGUAAAAACGUGUUACACAGAGACGUAAAAAGUAAAAACAUUUUAUUGACUGCUCAUAACGACGUCAAGAUUGCAGAUUUCGGCGUAGCAAGAGAGAUUCCAGUGGCGGCUCCUGGUAAAAUGUCUGUAUUUAUCGGCAGUCCACAAUACAUGAGUCCAGAGAUGUUGGCAAAGAAACCGUAUGACGAAAAGACUGAUAUCUGGAGUUUAGGGUGUACGUGUUUUGAAAUGGGUACCGGUGAUUAUGCAUUUAAAGCAGAAAAUAUACAACAGAUCAGACAACUCGUUGAAAAGAAACAACUGCCACCAAUGGAGAACGCUGAUUACUGUGACGAUGUUAAGUCUAUCAUUAUGUGGAUGUUACAAAAAGAAUCUGCUAACAGACCGACGGCCAAACAAGUAGCAGAAGUAAUAGCUAGUCAUAAAUGUAAAAAUAUUGGCACUCACACUGCAGUAGAGUUGUCAAAGGCUGUAGCCAAAGUGGCACCAAGGAAAAAGGAACCAAAAACAUCGAAGACAAAAACGAACGAUUCUGGAAGAGAGAGUGGUGUGUUUAGUGAGCAACCAUCAGAAUGUGGAUUAACAGAUAAGUCUGCAAUGGGAGCUACGUAUAAUGAAGUGUCCAAUACACAGAAUCAACAGGAUUAUCUCCAGAAACAGUCAAAUAAAUAUCAGGCGCAAAUAGUUCGAUUAAUGGGUGGCAACAAAGCAAGUGAACAUGUCUCUAAGAUUAUUAAAGUAUGUCGUAAACAUCCAACAGAUUACGAGAAAAUAAAGACUGUGGUGAAAAAGUAUGUUCGAGAAGACCGUUAUGAGAGGGUGUAUCCGCUUGUACUAGCAUUGAAAGGUGUAGAGGAGGCCAUAGCACUACAGGACUCACCCCCAUCACACGUAGAUUCUAAACCCGAUCGAGCAGAUACCUAAUGUCAUAGAAGCUAAGGACAAUAAUCAUUUACACACAAGUUUUAUAUGCUGUCAUGUGACUUGCCAGUGUACAACGUCCUUGGACAAUUUGUACGAUGAUUAAGAAGAGAAAGAAGGAACCCUUGAAGAUAUAAUGAAAAGGAAUGGUAUAGGAAAAUGCAUUGCAGGAGUUAUGAAUAUCAAUUUCGAGGCCAGUAGGUGUAAGGAAUGAUAUGACAUUUUCUCAUGUUUUUAUUUGUAACCGGUGCUUUUGUCAUUUCUUAUUUGUUAGAAUAGGUUGUCUCCCCACAAGUGGCAUUACUUGCAGAUUCAUUAUUAAGCAAAGUUGUCAUUUUAUACAUUUCUUUUUUUUUUUAAAUAUUUGAUAUUUACACAUGUAUUUUACACUUAUUCUCUCGUUUGUUUUAAGUCAUAUGAUAGUUUCAAUUUGUAUAAAUAAAUGAAAGACUGACAACCAAAGUACCCAGACAGUAUGCUGUCUUAUAAAAACACUCAUUCGUUAUUCAGCUUUACUUGAAAGCGUCUGAUCACAACUCUGUAAACAAUUUUAUGCGGUUUUUCUGUUACUAAGUUAACAUUAUACACGAUAUGCAUUUUAUACGCGCGUCUGGCGUAUUAAAUUUUAAUCCUGGUACCUUUGGUUACUAUUCAGCAGAUCAGGAACACAUUCCUUGUUCAAUAUCUACAAGAAGGUAACAUAUCUAAAAAUGAAAGUUUUCUUUUUGAGUAAGAGUGGCAAUGAAUUGAUGAGAAACAAAUCUGGUUCCAGACCCGUUUGAUGGGUAAUUACAAAAAAACCUCCUUGCUUUUACGUCUCUGCAUGUAGAUACAUACACGAGUGUUGUUGUUUUGGUUUUUUUUUAAUUUAAGACUGUUUUUACCAAAACAAGUAUUUUUGUUCUUAUUCUUUAUAGUGAUAUUAGUUAGUAAACAGCAUCAUUGACUGUCAUAAAAUGUGUGUGUGAUGUGGAAGAAAGUAAAUUGAUGUGUGUGUGUGUGUGUUUAAGCAUGGAAGUAAUAUUACUUCCAUGGUUUGAGAGAGAGUUAUGCAUGACCCUAACGAUAUAUGAUAAACGAUAUCAUAUGCUACAAUAAUUUUGAAUGAAUACUUUUACAUGGUAAAUGUGAUAGUCCACUUUAGCUGAUUUUACAUGAUAACUGUGAUAUUCCAUUUUAAUUUAUAUUUUUAUUAACUGUGAUACUACGAUUUAUAUGUACUUUUUGAAUAAAGAGAUAGAACUUU
Molecule: messenger RNA, 2759 nt
Organism: Mytilus californianus (California mussel)
Lineage: Eukaryota; Metazoa; Mollusca; Bivalvia; Mytilida; Mytilidae
Product: serine/threonine-protein kinase Nek4-like
Exons: 11
Coding region: 173-1516 (447 amino acids)
Biological process (GO): peptidyl-serine phosphorylation; autophagy
Cellular component (GO): cytoplasm
Molecular function (GO): protein serine/threonine kinase activity; ATP binding
Source: RefSeq, a predicted model, not a curated record